Messenger RNA from Metarhizium album ARSEF 1941, 1410 nucleotides. RefSeq names its product Leucine Rich Repeat domain protein. The transcript has a single exon. NCBI's taxonomy places the organism in Eukaryota, Fungi, Ascomycota, Sordariomycetes, Hypocreales, Clavicipitaceae. The coding region runs from base 1 to 1410 and encodes 469 amino acids. The record is from RefSeq and is a predicted model, not a curated record. Gene Ontology annotation, molecular function: protein binding.
AUGGCAGAAGAGCCAUCUCUUCCCUGCCUCCCUGCGGUGUCGUGGGUUGAGAGCUCGCAAAGUUUCAGCAACAACCCCCGAAAGCGUGUCCGCCACCCGCGCUCGGGAGGUCUUUACAACUCCAGCGACCCGGCUGUUUUCUCUAGUGACGACGACCCUGGCCUAGACAACUACGUGGAAGGCCGGAAGAAGAAGCGUUAUGUGGGUUCGUGGUUUCAGCAACAGCCCACGUCGUCCGACUCGACCUUUGGUGAGCGUAUGACUGCACCGAAGCCGAAGCGCAAGUUGGCCCGCCAGUUUGACAGCGGUAUCUACUUGGGAAGCGAUGGAACUGAGGGGGAUGACUUGGCCUCCGAAAUCUUGGAGAUGCCUCUGCGAUGCAAGCUACCGCAGCUGCAUGAGCAACCGCAGCGGCGGACGACUCGUGCUGUUUCUAAAGCGGAGCUGCUGGCCAGGGAAAAGAUUCGGUCUUGUCUUGAGCAAGGAGAUGAGACAAUUGAUCUCUGGUCUAUGGGAUUGGAGGAGAUCACCAAAGAGACUUUGGGCCCCCUGGAGAAUUUUUCGUGCAUUCCAGUGGUAGCCAAGGAUGUUGCCUUUGAGCAGAAGGAUCCGGAACUGAAGAUAUAUUUGACCAUGAACCGGCUAGGGCGCGUUUCGGGAACCUUGUUCGAUCUCGAGUACCUCACGAUCCUGAGCUUGAGAGGCAAUAAGCUGACGGAGAUUCCGCCGGCGAUAGCAAAGCUGUCAAAUUUAAAACAGCUCAAUCUUUCACAGAACCGGCUUCGCUCCCUUCCAAUAGAGCUUCUAGACCUCUUCGGCAAGAACUUGGGAGACGUGGUCCUGCAUCCGAACCCAUUCUUUGAACCCGAGAGGCAGCUAUGUAUUGAGGGAGACGAUGGCUCUGAACACCUGGAACAGCCCCUGCUAACCCGGCAUCUUGGCCGAUCACCUCUGCAGAUGGCAGACUCAAUGGGACGGAUCCUAUCGGAGUUCAAGUUUCCGUCUUACCAAGAAUCGAAUAAACUGUCCGUGGCGUCUGGAAACCAUCCGGACAAGGACACCAACAGCAAGGCAAGCCGUGUGGCGUCGUUGAUGGAGAUUGCACUCCGCAGCUGCUACUCCACCUCGCAGCUAUCCGAACUGCAGCGCUUCAUCCCCGAGGGCCUAUCGCAUCUCCGCGAGCUCCUGGAAAGAGCAGCGAGGCAGAAGGACAUGGGCGGUAUGACGUGCUCUCAGUGUCGGAGACUGAUCAUCGUGCCGUCUCUCGAAUGGGUCGAGUGGCGUGAUAUCAGGACAAGGGAAGUCAGCGGGGAUACGGUGUCGGUGCGGCCUCUGAGUUUGGGGGAAGAUGAGCAGGCGGUUCCGUUUCUGCAUAGAGCUUGCUCCUGGACGUGCGGGCCUGACGCUUGA